This is a messenger RNA of Trypanosoma rangeli, 1893 nucleotides long. RefSeq lists its product as uncharacterized. NCBI's taxonomy places the organism in Eukaryota, Euglenozoa, Kinetoplastea, Trypanosomatida, Trypanosomatidae. The record is from RefSeq and is a predicted model, not a curated record. The transcript has a single exon. Bases 1 to 1893 code for a protein of 630 amino acids.
AUGCCGUCGGUUAACUCGGGGUACACCUUCGAGGACUUCCUCAAGCGCCUGGAGCGCAGCCCCGUCACGCACAUGUCACCGCUCUAUCAUGAACACCGGGAGCUCUUCGUGCGUCGUCCCGACAUGUUUUCACGCGCCAUCGGCUCCAUCACGUGGGAGAAAGGAUGUGCGCUCAUUGACGCGGCGUACCACUCGCAGCCCAUCGCCGUCGUCACCUACCGUGCGCUACUGGCGCGGAUGCUGCUACAUAAUCAGUACGUGCGACGCAGCGGCGCCGGAAGCUUGGUGCCCUGGAGCUCCGCCCUGCGAGCGUACUCCGAGGCUAUUCUGACGCACGGCAAUGUGGUUCCGACGCGGAUGACGAUAGCUGCGCUUCGUCUGUUGGCACCGCAGCGUCAGUGGGUGGCCGCUAUCUCGCUCCUUAAACUCAGCCAGGCCAAUGAAAAGCUGACAAUCCCCAUGCUUAUUGACGCAGCUGGUUGCUGUGCGACUCCCUCGGCGUGGCAAACGGCCAUGGCGCUGCUUGGGCACGUGCACGGGCAAUCACCCAAUCUACUUCCUGACUGUAUUCAAAGCCUCCGACCCGUUGGGACAGAUGCCGGGGAGGUCACUGCUGCCGCGAAUGCAUUGAUGCCUGACCAUAGAGGCCAAACCCCUGAGCAGAAACGUGUGCUUUCGGUUUUAACUGACGUGGUGGCUUCAGUGCCGUGGCAGACGGCCAUGUCCAACGAGAUGUGUAUGUCGCAUCUUUCACACUUAGUGGCAAGUACGACGUACACAACGCAGGAGAAAACUGAGGCGCUCAUAUUCGCAACGCGACAAUUUCCAUGGGAAGCAUUCAUGCAGCUUAUGGUGGCUCACGACGCAUCCAUACUGGCGGCUUCAAGCAGCAACAGCAGCGCCCCAUCACCGACAUCGACCACAGUGGAGGGGCAACCACAAAAGUCGCCGGAGAUGUCACCAUUGAACUUGCCUGUUGUUAGGGAGAGUCUGCAACUGCUUGCAAAGGCCCCAGAAACGGCGGUUCCUUUUCUUGCCGCUAUCAUCGACAAGCUUCCCUCGGCCAAGACCGCGACAAGGUUUCUGAGUGAGGUGGCCUCCAUGUAUCGUGACACCCUCGUCACUGCGGUGCUGCGUCAUCCACUUGUCAUUUCUGCUCUGCUGCGGAAGUGUUCAUCGGAGGCGGAGUGGCGCAUCGCGUCUUCCGUGUUGCUUUCCAUGUCGCCGAGCCCGUUGCCGUGUGAGGUGGCCAGUGCACUUGUACUACAGAUGCGGGCGGCGAGGCAGCCCUCUUUGGUUGUAGACAUUCUUCAGAAGUCUUUUGUACCGGCCAAGGUGACUUUGACAGCGGAGGCCAUGGAGGCUGUGCUCGUGUGUGUGUUGGCACACAAUCGCAUUGUUGCUGCGUCGGCCGCGCAUUCCGCGCCAGAGACGUUGAAGAGGAAGCAGAUGGUAGAGGUCCAUUGGCUCUCCGCACUGAGCUGGGCGACGGAUUUGGUGCAGGAUGAGGCGGAAGGACGUAUUAUGCAAACAGGAUCUGCCGCUUCAGCAGGCACCGUGAGCCAUUCCCCUUCCAAACCUACUCCACGUCAGAAACCUUUGUCGCCUCGUAUGCUCAGCCUUCUUAUUCACAUAUGCGUCAGCGCUGGUAACCCGCAGGGGGCUUUGCAUGCGAUGGGCUACGCCUGCGCCGUCGAUAAGACCGAGCUGGCUCAGUCCGAGGCUAUUCGAGCCCUUUUGUACUGCAUGAUGUACGACCGUCCAUACGAGGCCGAAGCCAUUGUGAAGGAGGCCGAGAAAAAGCACGGGAAGGAGCAGGCGCAAUAUCUCGAACGGUUACUGUUGGCCGUUCAGGAGAAGAAGCAGCAGGGGUCGGGCCCCCGGGAGCUCUAA